AUGGGAAAGACAAAAAAAGGUCAUUCCUCCAACUCCCCGGCGGAUGACAGGGUUGACUUGGUUCAACUUUUACCAACUAACAAUGCUCCUCCUUCAGAAGAGGAAAUAAUUUCCCUCCUUUCCGCACGUUUUAAAGCUGACCUACCUUAUACUCGUAUUAAUGCUUCCUCUCUUGUGGUGAUAAAUCCUAAUAAACCUUUGGAAUCCAUGAACGACGCUUCGGCUAAAGAAUAUGCCGAACAAUGGUACAGGAACACAAAUGGUGAAAAGAUAACUUUACAACCACAUAUUUAUGAAUUAGCUGCCAAAGUUUAUUUUCAUAUGAGAAGGUCCGCUGAGGAUCAAUGUGUAAUUUUCAGUGGAAUUGAUGGUUCAGGAAAGACUGAAACUGAAAGUCAUCUCUUAUCACAACUUUUAUUACUUUCAACUCAUACUAAAAAAGAGGCAAAGAUUGCUAAUCAAAUUCAAAACGCUCAAACUGUUCUACAAGCCUUUGGUAAUGCAAAAACAAUACAUAAUAUUAAUGCUUCACGUUUUGGAAAGUAUUUAGAAUUACAAUUUAACGAAAGAGGUAGAAUUGUUGGUGCUAAAUUUUUAACCUACUGUUUCGAUAAAGCAAGAGUAACUGAUACUCCUAUCGGUGAAAGAUCUUAUCACGUAUUUUAUUAUUUAUUGGCUGGUGCUACUCCUGAGGAGCGUUCCUUAAUGCAUCUUCAGGACCCUCAAAAUUAUCUUUAUUUAUCUAAAUCAAAAUGUUUUAAGAUUACUGGUAUGGAUGAUAAUUUACAAAUGGAUGAUUUACGUGCUUCUCUUAAAACUCUCGGUUUCAAAUCAAAAACUGUUGCUCAAAUUUGGCAAAUAUUAACUGCUAUUUUAUUAUUGGGUAAUAUCGAAUUUCUCAGUCCCGGUAAACAAAAAGAUGAGGCUGCUACAAUUAAGAAUCGUCAUGUUUUAGAAUUGGCUGCUCAGUAUUUAGGUGUACCGGCUUUCAAAUUAGAACAAACUUUAACUUUCAAAAAUAAAUUAAUUGGUAAAGAAUUAUGUACCGUCUUCUUAGAUGCCGAAGCUGCUGCUGAACAAAGAGAUUCUUUAGCUCAAGUUUUAUACUCUAUAUUAUUUACUUGGAUCGUUGAACAUAUUAAUUCAAAACUUAUUCAAUCUGAUGAACCUCCUAAUUUUAUCGGUUUAUUAGAUCAACCUGGUUAUCAAAACUUUGAGAAAAAUAGUUUUGAGCAAUUUUGUCUUAAUUUUGCUACUGAAGAAAUUGAGAAUUAUAUCCUAAAAAGACUUUUCGAUGAUACUUUUGGUACUAAUUCUGAAAUUACAAAUGAUAAUAUUUCUUUACCAAAUGUUUCCACAACAUAUAAUAAUAAUUGUGUUGAAUUAUUAAGGGGUAAUAAUUCUGAAGGAAAACCUCGUAGUUUUAUUUCAAUCUUGGAUUCUGAAAGUGCAAAAUUUCAAAAUGCUACUGAAACUGGUGGUGAUUCAACACUUCUUUCUACAUUGAAACAGGCCUUUUCUAGUCAUCAUUCUUUUGUCUCAAAUCCUCCUAGUUCCAGAUCUUCUACAAAAACUGGUGUAUUUGGAAUAAAUCAUUUUGCUGGCACAGUUGUUUACGAAGUUGAUAAAUUUAUUGAGAAAAACAUUGACAACUUGUCACCUGAUGUUAUUAGCUUAUUCAAAGAGACGAAUAAUACAUUUAUUAGAAAGUUAUUUUCAGGUCCUGCUUUAGCAAUUGAAAAUCAUCCAAAGAACGAAAAAACUGUUGUUGCCGCUCAAUUACCUACUAAACCUAUGCGCGCUCCAAGUAUGAAGAGAUCAAAAAGAAAUCAGUCCUCUGAAGUAACGAAUGAAAAAGAAUCAAAAAAGAAACAAAUGGCUCAUGUCUCAACUGUUGCUACUCAACUUUAUGGUACAUUGAAUCAAUUGAUAGAUACUUUAAAUUCUACUCGAAUGUGGAAUGUUUUCCAAAUUCGUCCGAACGAUAAUAAUGAUCCGAAUGCUUUUGAUUCUAAACGAGUAAAAUCUCAAAUUCAUAGUUUCUUGAUACCUGAAAUUACUGCUCGUAAAAAAGUAGAAUAUGCCAUGAGCUAUACUUUUGCUGAUUUCUUGGAUCGUUAUAGAUCAAUCAUCCAACCUCAUAAUCUGGAAUCUUCUCGAAAUCUUCGUCAAAAAGUUGAAGAAUUUGCUUUAAAUAGUGGAUGGUCGGAAGGUAGUUACGCUAUUGGUCAUCAAAACGUGUUCUUAUCCGAUUCUAUUUGGAAAUCUAUGGAGGAUAUUCUAAAAACUGCUGAAAAAGAUGAAAGAGCAAAGGCUAAACAAUUUAAAGAUGAUGAUAGUGUGGCAGGUGGAAUUCCUUUAGAUAGUGGUCGAAACCCACAUUUACUUAGUGCUACGAGUUCAAUGGAUCGGUUAAUACCGAGGAGUGGUUUCGCUUAUGCUGGUAGUGAAGUAGGUUAUUAUGAUGAGUCUUACGCAGAAAGUGAGGAAGAUUAUCAAUAUUCUAAGAAUAGUGGUAUGGCAGAAGAUGAAGAAGGUAGUAUGUGGGGUAGUGAAUGGGAAGGGAAAAGUGGUGAUGGGCAUUUUCCUGCUAGUGACCAAGCCAAAGAAGGGGAAAAAAAUGCAGGGAAUGAAAAAGGUGAAGAAAUCGAAGAAUUACCUGUUACCAUGACUCGUAGAUAUUGGGUUGCAUUCGUAUGGUUAAUUACUUGGUGGAUUCCUUCAUUCUUAUUAAAAUGGGUCGGAAAAAUGAAACGUCCUGACGUACAAAUGGCUUGGCGUGAAAAAUUCGCACUUUGUUUUAUAAUAUUCCUACUCUCUGCCUUCAUCGUCUUUUAUAUUGUUUUCUUUGGUGAUCUUAUUUGUCCUGGUAAAGACAAAAUAUAUAGUUCAGACGAAGUUGCUUUCCACAAAGGUGAUAAAGACUUUUGGGUCAGUGUGAGGGGUGUUGUAUAUGAUCUCAGUACAUUCCAUUUGACGAAUCAUGCUCCAAGUGGUGCACCACCUGCUGACGCACAAGCCAUGGAACCUUAUGCUGGUUUGGACGUUACUUCUUCAAUUCCAGUUCCAUUAUCUCAACCAGAAACGUGUGGUGACAUGGUUACCAAUGAUCAAGUCUCUAUUUCACAUAAAAAUCUUUCGGAUCCGACUACCGGUUUUAUGUUUAUCCACACUACAGGUUCACAAUCACCUUAUCCUACCACAAAACUUUCUGAUACAAGAUGGUAUUUUGAUUAUUUCCUUACUACCAUGCGAUUAUAUGUGAAAGCCGAUCUUGUCUGGAAUCAACAACAAUUUCAAAAUUUAAUUUCGAAUGGUCGUACAGUAGUCAUCAUUAAAGAUAAAAUUUAUGAUUUUACCGAUUAUUUUGGUACCCAGGUAGAUCAACAACAACCUUCAAAACCUGAUGCUAGCGUGACACAACCUGCCGGUUUUAUCGAUUGGCAUUGGUUAGAUUUACCGGGACAAAAUAUAAUCGAGCAAUUAAUUAAAACAAUGAAUGGAAAAGAUAUUACAACCAAUUUAUAUAGUGGUUCACUCGAUAGUACUAGAUUAAAUUCAUUGAUGAGAUGUUUAAAUUCAGUUUUUUAUAUCGGUAAAGUGGACUUUCGGUCAUCUUUUCGAUGUCAAUUCAACAACUACGUUUUGUUAGCUGCCGCUAUCGUAAUGUGUUCUGUUAUUCUCGUAAAAUUCUUGGCAGCUUUACAAUUGGGUGCGAGACGUAAACCCGAAGAUCAUGAUAAAUUUGUUAUCUGUCAAGUGCCUUGUUAUACUGAAGGAGAAGAUUCACUUAAGCGUACGAUGGACUCAUUGGCCGCUUUAACGUAUGAUGACAAAAGAAAAUUACUUUUCUUCAUUGCAGAUGGUAUGAUCGUUGGUUCUGGUAAUGAUAGACCGACGCCAAGAAUUGUUUUAGAUAUCCUUGGUGUUGAUCCUAAAAUAGAUCCAGAGCCUUUAGCAUUUAAGUCUAUUGGUGAAGCAUCUCAACAAUUGAAUUAUGGAAAAGUUUAUUCCGGUCUUUAUGAAUAUGAAGGACAUGUUGUACCUUAUAUAGUAGUCGUCAAAGUUGGAAAACCAUCUGAGAAAAGCAGACCUGGUAAUCGCGGAAAACGUGACUCCAAAAUCAUACUUAUGAGAUUCUUGAAUAGAGUUCAUUUUGAACUUGAAAUGUCACCACUUGAAUUGGAAAUUUAUCAUCAAAUGAAAAAUGUAAUAGGUGUAAAUCCAAGCUUUUAUGAAUAUGUUCUUAUGGUUGAUGCUGAUACUGAAGUUAUGCCGGAUUCAUUAAAUCGUAUGAUUUCUUGCAUGCUUCACGACGGUCGUAUAAUUGGUAUUUGUGGUGAAACAACUUUAGUUAACGAGGAAGGUUCGUGGACAACUAUGAUUCAAGUUUACGAAUAUUACAUCUCUCAUCAUCUUGCUAAAGCAUUCGAGUCACUUUUUGGAUCUGUUACUUGUUUACCUGGUUGUUUCUGCAUGUAUCGCAUUCGCACUCCUGUAAAGAAUAAUCCUUUGAUCAUAUCUAGUGCCGUCAUUGAUGAAUAUUCAGAAAAUCAUGUUGAUACUCUACACAAAAAGAAUUUAUUGUCACUUGGAGAAGAUCGUUAUCUUACCACGUUAAUGAUGAAACAUUUCCCUCAGUAUAAGAUGACUUUUACACCAGAUGCUAUGUGCAAAACUGCUGCACCUGAUCGAUGGUCUGUUUUACUCUCACAACGUCGUCGUUGGAUUAAUUCUACUAUUCAUAAUCUUAUGGAGCUUAUGUUCUUGCCGGAAAUGUGUGGUUUUUGUUGUUUCUCAAUGAGAUUUGUGGUCUUUAUCGAUCUUUUCGGUACACUUAUUCUUCCAUCCACCACAGUAUAUAUUAUCUAUCUUAUCUAUGCUGUUGCUACUAGACGUCAAGAUUUACCAAAAAUUUCACUGAUUAUGUUGUCUGCAGUUUAUGGUUUACAAGCAAUUAUUUUCAUUCUUAAAAGACAAUGGCAGCACAUUGGUUGGAUGAUAAUCUACUUAAUGGCGUUUCCUCUAUUCUCUUUCUUCAUUCCGAUUUAUGCAUUUUGGCAUUUUGAUGAUUUCAGUUGGGGUAAUACUCGUGUAGUGGUUGGUGAAAAAGGUAAAAAACAAAUCAUUACAACGGAUGAAGAAAAAUUUGAUGAAAGUAUGGUACCAAAGAAGAAAUGGGCAGAUUAUGAACAAGAAAUGUGGGAAGUUGGAACAUCUGAUUCACAUAGUUCUGGAAGAUCAAAAAAUAGUGCAACAUCAUAUAGAAGCCAUGGCAGUCAAAGAAAUUAUGAAAAUGGUAGUCAAUAUGGCGGUAGCAAUUAUGAUGGAGAUUACUAUCGCGACACCAAUUUAACAGCGCCGUCGCCUGUAGAUCGACGUGGUAGAUCAAGAUCACCUGUUCCAAGAUAUGCUCCAUCCGAUGGUCGAAAUUCAAGAUCUUUCAGCGCAGCAGGAGAACAUGAUUAUAGAAAUUCAAUCAUAUCAAUGCCGAGAAGUAAUUCAGAAAUGGAAAUUUAUCCACCACAAGGACCUACAGGCUCAUAUGCAGGCUCACAUACUUAUGAAGGGCCGACAGAUGAAGAAAUUCUAAUGGAAAUUCGAAAUAUUUUGCAAUCUGCCAAUUUAAUGAAUAUUACAAAGAAACAAGAACAACUUUCAAUAGCUUUUGGUAUAGAUAUGGCAUAUCGGAAAGAAUUUAUUAACAAUA
Messenger RNA from Dentiscutata heterogama, 5710 nucleotides. The record is from the annotation of a GenBank genome assembly. Lineage: Eukaryota; Fungi; Glomeromycota; Glomeromycetes; Diversisporales; Gigasporaceae.